AAUGCGUUAAGCUUAUCAAAAUGGUAUUAAUCCUUUUUUUGAAGGUGCCCAUGUCAUAUUGUGUGAAAUUUAUGCCCUAACGUACAGUACGAGUAUAUGUAGAGUUUCGGUUCCAAAUUCAACCAGGAAUAUAAUACAACUACCUUAAUAAACUAUUGAUUUAAUGGCAAGAAUUCUUUUAAUAUCUUUAUGAAUAAAUGAAUAAAUAUUAUUGUUCCCUUUAAAGAAUGAUACAGAUUAUAAAUAUUAACAAUAUGUACACCAACAAAAUUAAUACUUAAUUACAUAAAAAUUAUAUAAACCUAAAUCAAAUAAUAUCUUUAAAGUUAACCCUUCUUUGCCUAAUGGUGAAAAUUUCCAUCAUAACAUUGAAUGCCCAAAAAUUAUAUAAAAGAACAAGUUCACUGUAAGUUGAUCGUGUCUGAAUACCUUUUUAAUGUCCAUUGCAGAAAAAAAAAAAAACUAAAUAAUUGUCAAAUUUCUUUUUUUAACCAUUUUUCUUUUAAUUUUGAACAUGAAACAAUUAUAUCACCUUCAUUUGUUUCACCAAUAAAAAAAAUUAUGCAAAGAAGGGUUAAGUGUCUUUUUGGAAUUCCAAAGUCGAAUCAGAGCUUCAAAUUUUAAUUCAAAACGAUUUUAAAAUUCAUACUUAGAUUUCAGUGCAGUGCUACCUUUGUGUAAAUCAAAAUAAUUGUCACCAGUGACCGCUAUCUUUACACUCAUAGCUGAUUCAUCAUGAAGAUAAAUAUUGCAACAUAAUUUUAUUAUAUCAAACUGAAAUUAUCUUGUAUGCAUUUGUCUGUCUGUUUGCUGAAACUAUAUUGAAAAGAUAUGCAUCACUUAUGUAGUUACACCACAAUGGGUCUAGUCGAGUUUGAGAAAUGGUCGAACCAAACCGAACUAUUCUCGGACAAAUCUCGCAUGUGCUCGCGUAUCCGUGGACUGACGCCUGGUCAGAGGCGGGUGUGUCGGAGGCACAAGGAUCAUAUGCCAGCAGUCGCCGUGGGUGUUAAGAACGGGAUAACGGAGUGUCAGCACCAGUUCAGAGACAGGAGGUGGAACUGCACAGUCACCACUGAUGACACUGUGUUUGGACCACUGACUUUUAUUGCGUCCAGGGAGACGGCCUUCACACACGCGAUCACAGCCGCUGGAGUAUCGCUGUCAGUGUCCCGAGCGUGCAGGGACGGAAGACUUGCCAGCUGCGGCUGCAGCAGGGCUGCCAGGCCGAGGAAUUUACACAACGAGUGGGUGUGGGGUGGCUGUGGUGACAACUUGGAGUAUGGCUACAAGUUCACGGAAGGAUUCGUCGACAUCCGCGAAAGGGAGAGGAAGGUGAAGCGCGGCAGCCGGGAACAGGGGCGUCAGCUGAUGAAUAGGCACAACAACGAAGCUGGAAGACGGGCUGUAAUAAAGAAGUCGCGGGUCACAUGCAAAUGUCACGGUGUGUCGGGAUCCUGCAGUCUCAUCACAUGCUGGCAACAACUUGCAUCACUACGGGAGAUUGGUGAUUAUCUUAGAGACAAGUAUGAUGGUGCGACGGAGGUGAAAGUAUCUCGUCGUGGAAAACUCCGACUCAGCAAUCCGCACUACAGCCUGCCCACUGCCCAAGACCUAGUUUAUUUAGAGGACUCCCCUAACUACUGCGUCAAGAAUUCCUCGCUGGGCUCCCUGGGGACAACCGGCCGCGUAUGCAACAGGACGUCAGCGGGAAUAGACGGGUGCGCGUUACUGUGCUGCGGCCGAGGAUACAACACUAAGCGGACCACGGUCAGGGAACGAUGCGGCUGCAAGUUCCACUGGUGUUGCCAUGUGCGGUGCAACACGUGUGUGAAAACGACCGAGAUAUACACUUGUAAAUAGUGGCGUCUCUUACUAACUGGAACAUGUUUAUCGUCACAUUAUUUCGCCACUUGUUUAAAGAGGGUAUCUCAAUAUAUUGUUAUGAUUAUUAAUCAAGUUUAAAUAUUUAAAAUUUAAAAUCAAUGAUGUGAUAAUUUAUUUGCAUAGUACUUAGAUAUGUUUUUGGUUGCGAUUAAAAGAAGCAAACAAAUUUUAUCUAUUAGUUCUUUAGUAUCUUUACGCAACGAUGCCGAGAAAAAGGUUUUAUAGGCCUCUAACGUCCAUUUUUUUUUAAAGAUUCACUCAAAUAGAAUUCCUCAUUUUACAGAUCUUCAGGAUUUCAGAACGAUAUUAUGUAAGCAUUAAUACUAGAUAAGUACUCAUGUUAAAGUAAAGAAAGUAAUAAGAACAGUAUAUGUAUGUAUAAUAGUAAAAUUCUAAAGUAGAUUUCUAUGACAACUGUUUUUAAAUCAAAACAUUCCAAACACAGUGAAAAGUGUUACAUGUAAUAUAAACUGAGUAGAUGUACUUAAUUGAUAGUUAUUUAUUAAUUUUCUCAAAUAUAAUCUCUUCUUAAUAAAUAAUUAUAAACCUUUUUAAAAAUAAAAAGGUUUAUAAAG
Messenger RNA from Galleria mellonella (greater wax moth), 2462 nucleotides. Its product is annotated as protein Wnt-5b-like. The record is from RefSeq and is a predicted model, not a curated record. NCBI's taxonomy places the organism in Eukaryota, Metazoa, Arthropoda, Insecta, Lepidoptera, Pyralidae. Gene Ontology annotation, cellular component: extracellular region. Bases 832 to 1863 code for a protein of 343 amino acids. Gene Ontology annotation, molecular function: cytokine activity; frizzled binding. Gene Ontology annotation, biological process: multicellular organism development; canonical Wnt signaling pathway; neuron differentiation. The transcript has 7 exons.